AUGAUGGAAGAUGAAAUUGAUAUAGAUUUUUCAAAUGAAAUCUCAAGACAAGAUGUAUUACAAUUAAGAGAAUAUUAUGAUAAAUUAUUUCCAUUUGAUUUAUUAUAUGAUUGGUUAACAAUAAAUAGUAUAAAUGAAAAAGAAGAAGAUAAAAAGAGAGCAUUUGAAAGAAGAGAAUUUUCAGUAAGGAUCAAUAAAGUAUCUUCAUCAUUUGUUAUUCGUAAUAAAUCAUUCAAUAGAGUUGAAGAUUUAAAAGAAUUUUUAAAAGGUAGACAAAAUAUUGAUGGUGUAUAUGAAGUACCAGAGAGAUUAGAUAUUGGACCCAUCUGUAGUUGGGAACCAUCUAAAAAGGCAACAGUUUCAGAUUACCAACCAGUGUCAAAGGAAUUGGUAUUCGAUAUUGAUGUUGAUGAUUAUAAUCCAAUUCGUGUUUGUUGUUCAUCAACAUCACUAUGUGAAAAGUGUUGGGGAUUUUUAGCAGUUUCAGCAGAGUUUAUAGAUAAUUAUCUUAGGGAAUGUUUUGGUUUCCAACAGAUAAUGUACGUUUUUAGUGGUCGUCGUGGUUUACACAUUUGGGUGUCGGAUAGAGCCGCACAACAUCUAACAAGAGAGAAUCGUGCUUCAAUUUUAAAUCAUAUCAGAGUUGAGUUAUCUCAAAAUCAAAUCCCAAUUCUUAAACGUUCAUUCGACCAAAUUCUAUUACCACACUUUGAAAAAUGCAUUAUAGAGGAACAACAAAUUUUCACCAAUGAAAAACAACGUAAAAACUUUUUAUCAUUAUUACCAAUCUCUUACAAGAGACAAGAUAGAAAAAUCACUUUAACGCCAUCUGAAGAUAUUGAAAAGAAAUUAAAAGAAAUUCAAGAUGAAAAUUUAUCAAACUCUGAAAUUUGGUUCGCUGUUAAAUCUUAUCUCGAAGAUAAUAAUUUAAAGGAACAUCUCUACAAUUUAGUUUUCCAUUAUACAAUGCCAAGAAUUGAUGAACCAGUAACGAUUGGUCUUGAUCAUCUUUUGAAAUCUCCAUUCUGUAUACACCCUGAUACAAAGAAACUUUGUGUUCCUUUGGAUAUUAAUGAAAUUUAUAAAUUUAAUCCAAAUCAAGUUCCAACAGUUGAUCAAUUAAUUAAUGAUCCAAAAUUAUUUAACAAAUUUAAAAAAAUAUUUAAAAAUCAUGUAAAUCAAAUGAAAUUAAAAUAUAAUUUAACAAUUCAAGAUCCAAUGGAAUUUUAA
This is a messenger RNA of Dictyostelium discoideum AX4, 1230 nucleotides long. RefSeq names its product DNA polymerase alpha primase subunit. Bases 1 to 1230 code for a protein of 409 amino acids. Gene Ontology annotation, cellular component: alpha DNA polymerase:primase complex. NCBI's taxonomy places the organism in Eukaryota, Evosea, Eumycetozoa, Dictyosteliales, Dictyosteliaceae. Gene Ontology annotation, biological process: DNA replication, synthesis of primer; DNA-templated DNA replication. The record is from RefSeq and is a predicted model, not a curated record. The transcript has 2 exons. Gene Ontology annotation, molecular function: DNA-directed RNA polymerase activity.